AUGUCGAAAUGCAAGAACGUGAGUCUUCCGGAAAACAUGGGAUCCGAGAAGAUGAUCGAAGUAAAAAUCGAUAUGGAAGAAGAAGAACCAUUAGGAGCAACUUCGAACGAUAAAUUGGUCAUCACGAAGAUUCAGAGUGAAACUAUUUCCGAAGGGAAAUUGAGAGUCGAUAAUCAAGUGAAAAAAGUUAAUGCCGUUGAUUGCAAAGAUGCCAACGACUACUUUCGCGCCAUCCAAUAUGCGGCUCCGCUUGCCCGUAUUCUAGUUAAUCGUGACGAGAAGAAAGCAGAAGAGCUGGAGGUGCGUGUCCAUAUUCCAAAAGACAGUGCCAAGAUCAUUCAACCCCGUGAGGGAUAUGUCUAUGAGAUGACGACAUUGGUUUGGGUGCAAAACGGACCGAAGCUCGGAUUGGGAAUCAAGCAUUUCCGGAACCAAGUGCUCGCUUCGCGUAUCGAUCCAGGAUCGUUAGAGAAGUGA
Messenger RNA from Caenorhabditis remanei, 477 nucleotides. RefSeq lists its product as uncharacterized. NCBI's taxonomy places the organism in Eukaryota, Metazoa, Nematoda, Chromadorea, Rhabditida, Rhabditidae. Gene Ontology annotation, molecular function: protein binding. The transcript has a single exon. Bases 1 to 477 code for a protein of 158 amino acids. The record is from RefSeq and is a predicted model, not a curated record.